This is a messenger RNA of Tuber melanosporum (Perigord truffle), 756 nucleotides long. RefSeq lists its product as uncharacterized. Bases 123 to 611 code for a protein of 162 amino acids. The transcript has a single exon. The record is from RefSeq and is a predicted model, not a curated record. Lineage: Eukaryota; Fungi; Ascomycota; Pezizomycetes; Pezizales; Tuberaceae.
CGCUAUUGGGGUAUUGUUUCGCGCCGCCGGUAUACGAUACUGCUGCUGGCGCUGCUAGUGUGGUAAUGGGGUUGACAAAGGUGGGCGUGUCCGGGAAUAGGAUAUCACGGCGGUCGGCACAGAUGUUGCUUAGGACCACCCGAUUGGCCUCGCUGGAUGUUGGUCCGUUGGAGUCCGUCGAUGGGAUCAUGGCCACAGUCAAGAUAUACGCUGUGGCGAAUCUGGACUACUUGAGGAUCGACUGGAGGGUUGUUCUCGAUCCUGCCUUUGUGGGGGUUGGAAGGCUGGUGCUUGUUAAUGUCCCCACAUUCGCUAGUCCCCGUGCGGCCCGGGGGAUCGCCGCGGUGGUUGGGGCGGAGGGGGUGAGGGUGCUAGAGCUGGAGAUGGAGGUUGGCGAUGGGUCCGGCGAUUUCUCUUUCUUUGACGACGAGGCUGGAGGGAGGGAGAAAGAGGAGAGGGGGAAUGUGGACGUGCUCUCUUCAGUUGCGAAACGCAAGAGGGAGAUUGGAUGGCGCGGGAAGGUGAGGGUUGUUAGGGAUUUGGCCGGCGGGGAGAGUACUGAGCGCGGGGUCUCCGGGGAGAUGUGGGGGGUUGUUAGGGAGGGUGUUUAGCCAGGGAGCGUGCCAUUGAUUAGCAUCAUCAUAAUAACAAUGUUUAUGGAAGGUCGUAAUCUCGUGACUCCGCAAAUGCGUCUAAUAGGAUACCGUCUUUUCGGGAAAUUUACAACCAGAUCUACAGAAUCUGGGAAUAAACACA